This is a messenger RNA of Sipha flava (yellow sugarcane aphid), 3857 nucleotides long. It is a transcript of the gene TppII, whose product is annotated as tripeptidyl-peptidase 2. Gene Ontology annotation, cellular component: cytosol. The transcript has 21 exons. Gene Ontology annotation, molecular function: tripeptidyl-peptidase activity; serine-type endopeptidase activity. The record is from RefSeq and is a predicted model, not a curated record. Gene Ontology annotation, biological process: proteolysis. Lineage: Eukaryota; Metazoa; Arthropoda; Insecta; Hemiptera; Aphididae. The coding region runs from base 1 to 3816 and encodes 1271 amino acids.
AUGAGUGCUAAUUUUCAAACAGAAGAGUUUCCGAUAUGGGCAUUGGUACCAAAAAAAGAGACUGGAGUCACAAAUUUCUUAGUUAAAAAUCCAUCUUAUGAUGGCCGAAAUGUGACAAUAGCCAUAUUUGAUUCCGGAGUUGAUCCUGGAGCUCCCGGUCUACAAGUAACAAGUGAAGGAAAACCUAAAGUUAUUGCAAGAUAUGACUGCAGUGGUGCUGGUGAUGUUGAUACUUCAACAGUAGUAACUAUAGAAGGAAAUGAAAUUAAAGGAUUAAGUGGACGCACUCUUGUGAUACCAAGUAACUGGAAAAAUCCUACUGGAAAGUAUCAUAUUGGGCUAAAAAACGCAUAUGAAUUAUAUACAAAAAAUGUUCAAAAGCGAAUUGAAGAAGAAAAAAAAGAAAAACAAUGGGAUCCAAUACACAAACCUUUACUAUCAAAAUCAAUUUUUGAACAACAGCAAUUCAAUAAUGAAAAUGAUUCUACCAAAAUCACACUAACAAGAAAUCAAAAAUUAAUAAAAGAUGACCUAGACAGUACUAUUGAUGCUUUACAAAACUUAGAAAAAAAAUAUAAGUUUAUUACUCCUGUUUACGAUUGUGUUGUUUUUCAUGAUGGAACUCAAUGGCAGGCAUGUUUGGAUACGUCUGAAACAGGGAAUCUGGCUUCGUGUAAACUUAUGGGAGAAUUCAGUGUAGAUCCAUUAAAUAAUUUUAGUUACAUAACUGCAUCAGAUCGUAUGAGCUAUUCAUUUAAUAUACAUAAUGAUGGAAAUUUAUUGGAAAUUGUAUCACUUGGAUCAUCCCAUGGUACACAUGUAUCAGCUAUUGCUGCUGGAUGUUUUCCUGAUGAACCAGAAAAAAAUGGAGUGGCUCCUGGUGCCCAAAUUAUAUCUUUAACUAUUGGAGACAGUCGCUUAGAGACUAUGGAAACUGGAACAGCAAUAGUCAGAGCAAUGAUUAAGGUUAUGGAACUUAGAAAAAAGUUUAAUAUAGAUGUUAUCAAUAUGAGCUACGGAGAACAUUCAAAUUGGUCCAAUGCUGGGAGGAUUGGUGAUAUUAUGAAUGAUGUUGUUGACAAGUAUGGAGUAACUUGGGUUGCGUCUGCUGGUAAUCAUGGACCAGCAUUAUGCACAAUUGGCGCACCACCAGAUAUAUCUAAAACAACAAUUAUAGGAGUUGGAGCUUACGUAUCACCAGAUAUGAUGGCAAUUGAUUAUUCUAUGGAACAAAAACUUCCAGCCACUACUUAUACAUGGUCUUCAAGAGGACCAACUAUUGAUGGUGCUAGGGGAGUUAGUGUAUGUGCACCAGGGGGUGCAAUAGCUUCUGUACCGGGAUAUAUGUUAAGAGGAUCUCAGUUAAUGAAUGGCACAAGCAUGUCAGCACCUCAUGUAGCUGGAGCAGCAGCUUUACUAAUAUCCGGACUUAAAGCAAAUAAAAUAGAUACAUGUCCAUAUUUAAUAAAAAGAUCAAUGGAAAACACUGCAUUAUAUCAAGAAAAAAUUGAUCACUUUUCUCAAGGACACGGUUUAUUACAAGUCGAAAAAGCAUUUGAUUAUCUUACUCAAUACCACACUGAGCAGGAAUCAUACGUCAAAUUUAUUAUAUCUUGUGGUAUUAAAGGGGAAAAAGGAAUACACAUCAGAAAUGCAUCUGAAAACCACAUAAUAAAAAGUGUAGUUACCGUGGAACCUGUAUUUUUAUACAAUGAAGAUAUUGAUGCAAAACAUAAAAUCGAAUUCCAAAUGAGCUUAUGCUUAAUUAGCGAUGAUUCUUGGAUAAGCGUACCCAAGUAUUUAGAACUAAUGUAUAUGGCACGAAAUUUUGUUAUAAAAAUUGAUCCUAGUGGAUUACAUUCCGGAGUGCAUACUUCUACCGUGAGAGCUUACGACACAAAAAAUUCUGCAAAAGGCCCUGUAUUUACAUUUGAAGUGACAGUUGUUCGACCUCUGUUCGCAAAUAAUUCUAGUUUUUUGUCUUUUGAUAACAUUGUGUUCGAACCAAAUUCAUUGAUAAAGAGACAUUUUGUAUUAGUACCCGAAAAAGUAACGUGGGCUACUCUUCAUAUACAACAUUUUGAACCAGAUGUAUGCGCUAAUUUCUGUCUACACACUGUACAAUUACUACCUCAAAAAUCAUGUAAAUUUAUGGAGUAUUGCAAAAUGUUCAAAUUGAAAGCCAAUGAAUUUCAAGCACAUUUUGCUAUUGAGGAAAAUGUGGUAUUAGAGAUUGCAUUGGCGAAGUAUUGGUCAAGUUCUUCAAAUAUAAAAAUUUCAUAUAAAUUACAAUUCCAUGGUGUUACACCCUUAAAUAGAAGUAUUGCAAUGUAUCACGGAAUGGGUUUACAGACUGUAACAUUGAAACCUGGUAUAAAAAAUGAAGAAAUCCUUCCUGCCGUUUCGUUAAAACAUCUUAUUACCGUUCUUAAACCAAAUGAAGGAAAAAUUAUUGCUUUAAGUAAACGUGACAUUAUUCCACCACACAGACCAAUUUAUCAACUAAUUUUGUCUUAUACAUUCUCUUUGUCAAAAUCAACUGAAGCAUAUGCAACUUGUGGAUUAUUUGGUGAACUUUUAUAUGAGUGUGAAUAUGAAUCUCAAUUAUGGAUGUUGUUUGAUUCUAAUAAACAGUACAUUAGUGCUGGUGAUGCAUAUUCUAGUAGACAUGUGUAUAAACUAGACAAAGGAGAUUAUACUAUUAAAAUGCAUAUACGACAUGAACGGCGAGAGUUACUAGAAAAAAUUAUAGAGAUACCUAUACAAUUGGUUCAAAAGUUACAAAAUCAAAUAAGUUUGGAUGUUUAUAGUAGUCAUCACCAAGCUACAAUUUUUGGAAAGAAAUCAUCAAGUCUUGUCAUCACCCCUAAUAGUGAAGUUGUUACACUGAGUAUUGGAUCACUACCCAAUGAUAAAAUAACAUCAUUGAAAUUAACUGCUGGUCAUUGCUUAUCUGGUAAUAUAGUAUAUGCUAAAGACGAACAAGGGAAAAAAGUUGAUACCUAUGAUUUCAAAUACUUUAUAACAGAUUCAUUAAAAUCGAAAAAUGGACCGAAAUCAGUUGAUGAAAGUAAAACAAAGCUUGAAGAAUUUAAUGAAGCAAUAUGUGAAGCCAAAACAAAUUGGCUAACAAAAUUGGAUUAUGGUCCUGAUUCUAUAAGUUUAUAUGACAAAUUAUUGGAAGAAUUUGGAGAUAAAAACUCUUCCGUUCAUAUAUCAUGGAUACAAUGUAUUGAACCUGAUGAUAAAAGAAAAUUCCCAAAUUGUUCAAUUAAAGACUUGGACUUAGAAAAAUUAUCUCUAAUAAUUGCUGCUGCCGAUAGUGUUCUAUCUAUUAUUAAUCAAAAUGAUCUCCUCGCAUUUUAUGGAAUUAAGUCUGAUCAAAGACCUGAAGCUUCUAAACUUAAAACGACUAACGAUCGCCUAAAAAAUAAUCUUAUUGAAGCUCUUAAUCGCAAAGGUGCUGCAUUGAGUCAAUUAUAUUAUUAUAAUUAUGUCAACACCAAAAAAACAAAUGAAAAUGAUCUUCAGAUCAUUGAUGACAUUUGGCUGCAGGUUACUAGUUAUAUUUCUCCAGAUUCUGAUUCAAAGAGCUUUAAUUACUUUAAUAUUUGGCAUGCAGCUGUAUAUCAGAAUUAUGGUCGUGUAAUGAAAAUCCUUUUGAAGAUGCUGGAUGAGAAAUACGUCAAAGACAUAGAAAAUUGCUUGUUGUGGGCCGUGAAAGUUAAGUUUGAUGAUAAUGAAUCCAAACAUUUGGUGAAUGCUAUUUCAAAUGCUCUAAUUGCGCAUUAUCCAAAAACUUUCCGUCCAUUUUAGUAUAGUUAAAUUUGUAACAGUUUUAGAAUAUAUUGUAAGAU